This is a messenger RNA of Lytechinus variegatus (green sea urchin), 545 nucleotides long. Its product is annotated as late histone H2B.L3. The transcript has a single exon. The record is from RefSeq and is a predicted model, not a curated record. The coding region runs from base 108 to 479 and encodes 123 amino acids. NCBI's taxonomy places the organism in Eukaryota, Metazoa, Echinodermata, Echinoidea, Temnopleuroida, Toxopneustidae. Gene Ontology annotation, cellular component: nucleosome. Gene Ontology annotation, molecular function: DNA binding; structural constituent of chromatin; protein heterodimerization activity.
UAUCCCGCCAGGUUUGGAAAUACGGAAACGGGCGGACCAACACAGCGUAUAAAUACGAUCAGCGCCACCGUGCCAGACUCACAGUAUUUCACGAUACUACAAUCAACAUGCCCGCCAAAGCACAAACCGCUGGAAAGAAGGGAUCGAAGAAGGCCAAGGCUCCCAGGCCAAGUGGAGACAAGAAGAGGAGAAGGCGCCGAAAGGAAAGCUACGGAAUCUACAUCUACAAGGUUCUGAAGCAGGUUCACCCCGACACUGGUAUCUCAAGCCGUGCCAUGUCCAUCAUGAACAGCUUCGUCAACGAUGUCUUCGAGCGCAUCGCCGGUGAGGCAUCUCGUCUUGCCCACUACAACAAGAAGUCCACCAUCAGCAGCCGUGAGGUCCAGACCGCUGUCCGUCUCCUCCUCCCCGGUGAAUUGGCCAAGCACGCCGUCUCUGAGGGCACCAAGGCCGUCACCAAAUACACCACCUCCAAGUAAAUUUGGUUCGCGCCAUAUUUACUUCUAAACGGCUCUUUUCAGAGCCACCAAAAUUCAAGAAAGAUU